UCUUUAAAGCGCACGAAGGAUUUCGACGAUAAUCAAUUAUGGCGGCCCCCACGUUGUCUCUCUCGGACAUCCAAGGCUCCUUAAAAAGUCAAAUGCGAGCUAAGCAGCAAAAGAAAAGGCCCAAGAAAAUGGUUUUAUGUAGUCCGUAUGUAAACGCCAGAUCUGACUUGCCGUUGGAAACACAGGAGGCCAUCCUACGGAUACUGAUAGAAGUAAUAACACCAAUAGCAGAAGAGAGGGAAGCGAGAAGUAAACAAUUAAAGCAACAAAGAAUACUGAAAAAAGAACGUCAACGACGGAACGCUGUCACGGAUAUUUCAAAAGAUGGUCAGGUCACAGAGGGGGGCGUGUCCGAUGAAAGAAAGGACGGGAAAGACGCUGAGGAAACUGAUAACAAUGUAGUGCACCCUGCCAGCAAUGAUCAGACUCAGAAUACAGAACCACCAUCUGAUGUCCAGACAAAUGGACAGGGAGAUGGUCAGAGUAAAACAAAGACUGACAGGGCAAGACUUUGUUUGGGAAUAAAUGAAGUUAUUAAAGGCUUGGAGAGAGAUCAGAUGCGAUUGGUUCUCACUUGUCAGUCAUGUAAACCUGAGAUGCUUACACAACAUUUGAUUGGUCUAGCUGCCAGUAGGAACUGCCCAGCUGCUUCCAUUUCAAAACUAAGUACUACACUGUGUCCUUUGUUGAAGAUUUCAUCACUUAUGGCAUUAGGAAUCAAGAAAUCCCAGACUGUCGAGUCCUCAGGACUGGAUGAAGCUGUGGACUUAAUUUCUGAUCUAAUUCCUGUACAAAGUCUGCCAUGGAUAGAGAGUGAGUCCAUUAAAAAGGAACCAAUCACAGACUUCAAUACAAAAGAUGAUAAAGAAGAAGAAAUCUCAUUGGCUGACACAAAAACAACAGCAAAUGAAGUGGAUUCCCAAAAGAUAGACUCACUGAGUACACAACAAAAUACAACAGACUAUUCUCAGUUUUAUGUUUAUAAGAACACUGCUUCUGGUGGGAGGAACAUUGGGACAGAUUUCAUUCCAUUCUCAAAAGAAGAGGCCACAGUGGAUACAAUUCCAGAUUUCGGUCGAAAGAGGAAAAGUGAAUGGGAAAGUGUGGAGCAGGCUAAAUUUAGGAAAUAUCAGACAACAGAGUAUCUACCUGUGUUUGGAAAUGAAAAGAAAGUUAAAAGAUCGAAAAGGAAGAAAAAUAAAAGAAAGGUUUAACCAUA
Messenger RNA from Ostrea edulis (European flat oyster), 1219 nucleotides. Its product is annotated as ribonuclease P protein subunit p38-like. Bases 39 to 1214 code for a protein of 391 amino acids. Gene Ontology annotation, molecular function: ribonuclease P activity; ribonuclease P RNA binding. Gene Ontology annotation, cellular component: ribonuclease MRP complex; nucleolar ribonuclease P complex; fibrillar center. The record is from RefSeq and is a predicted model, not a curated record. Gene Ontology annotation, biological process: tRNA 5'-leader removal. The transcript has 5 exons. NCBI's taxonomy places the organism in Eukaryota, Metazoa, Mollusca, Bivalvia, Ostreida, Ostreidae.